AUGAGCGGCCCCUACGACCACGGCAUGAGUAUGCCAAUCCCUAAUAUACUGGACGCAACCUAUCCGAUCUACGAUGGCGCUUUCAACACAGCAUACCCCCGGCUGUCCGGACCGCCAACUCAUUUCGACGGUGUCGCCUUCUGGUACAAUCCCACCACCACUGAGCAACUUUACGACAGGCAGGCAAGCCUUCUCGGUGGUCGUCGUGGAGCAGCACCCCCCAAUAGCAUGGACUCUUCCGCUGUCAAACAUCGUCGAACUCGCAGUGGUUGCUUUACCUGCCGCAGCAGGAGAGUGAAGUGUGACGAGACGAGACCUGUCUGUGACAGAUGCAAGAAGGGUAAUCGUGAAUGCGAGUUUCCUCAGACGACCUCGUCAUCGAAGCGAUCCAAGCAUGGCGACGGUCGGGGAACCAAGGACCAGGCCGCGAAGAAUGAAAUCAAAGACGAGAGCAUGGCUGGGCUGCCCACAAUAAAAGACGAAAGCGAGGAAGACGAAUCUCCAUCGUCCCCGGCAAUGACACGCCCACCACCACUGCGAAGUGACAGCGGCCAAUCCGUGACACGAAGCACAAAAGCCAAGAAUGCGUCGGAGGUAUCAUCUGGUGUCAAAGAUCAAACCAGUCCACAAUCGAGCGACGUAUCGGAUACUCGCUCCAGAGACGAUACACCAGCAUCGUCACUGCGCACACUUGGCAAUUCUGCAGAAAUGCAAGCACGACAGGCAAAGAUAAAGUCCUUGAAACCGGAUCUCCAGAAGUAUCUACAGUUCCAGCAAGAAUACUUGACCUUUUACCACUACUUCUUCAAACUCGACCCUACGGACUUUGUGCAUGCAGAAUUUAUCGACCUUGCUUUGACUUAUGAGCCACUUUUAUAUGCUGCCGUGGGGUUUGCGGCAUACCACUACGAGCUGAAGCAGCCUGAACCCAAGUUGUCGCAUUUCCUAGGGUACCACAGCAGAUCACUGUCGAUGCUUAGGAAAUCGUUGGAAAAGCACACAAAGGUCACCGAAGCCACGCUGCUGACGGUUUUGCAAUUGGCGACAUUUGAAGAAUACAUUGGCGACUGGGUAAACCUGGUGGGGCAUCAUCGCGCAGCCCUGACCAUGGUGCGUGAUCUUUACACGCCCAGCACGAUGAUGGAAACGGAUCUAGGGAGACGGAUCUUCAGCUGGACCGCUCGUUUGGAUGUCAUUGUGGGUCUCAUGGCGGGCAACGAGACACGACUGGACCGUCAAUGGUUCGAGGCGAAUGCGGCGUGGUACCACGGUCAAGUCGAGAGUGACCCAGAGAUCGAUGUCGAUAUCGAGAAUACCAUGGCGUAUUUCGUGUCAUCAAAUCGACUGAUCGGCAUGGACAUGGCUGCCUUAUUCGCCAAGUUUGCCAAACGCGAAAUCAGCGUGGAGACGUUUUGCGCAGAAAACAGCGAGAUCGUUGACAGAGUCGAGGCCAUGAAACGCCAGAUUGAGUUGUUCAACGACGAAUACUACCGGGUCCAAGAAUUUCCGGUGGAGAAGAGUCGACCUUUGGCCGAAGACGAUAUUGUGAAUCCUUAUGUACCAGGAGGCCUCUUCAAAGACGCUCUCUGGCCGCUGAACUUUAUGUGGAUCGACUGGUACAGCAUUGAAUUGUUGCAGAGAUACCAGACUGCAAUGAUGCUUCAGCAACCAAUGCCUCCCGAACUCGAGCAGAUAAGUCUGGAACAAUGUCGCAUUUAUGAGGCCAUGGAGCGCUGGCCGGACGCCCCCAAUGGAUCUAUCUUGGGAGCCCAUGCACCUCUGGGUCUUGCUUCAGUUUUCCUCAAGAAAGAUGCCAGACACGUCAUGUGGGUGAGAAAAAAGUUCGCCGCAGUGGAAAGACAGGGCUACAUCUUCCCCCCAUCGUUUCGAGAAAAAAUGGCACAGAUGUGGGGUCUCACGCGCGACGAGGUUGGCGAAAAUGAGGCCGUGGAAAAUUGGUGGCUCCCCAACGACGAAGGGAACAUUCCCAUGUUGAAGGAGAUCCGCAAAGUGGUAACGGAAAGGCACGCAAGUGACACGAUCACCAGCAUGGAGUCUGUUGCCAGCGUCCGAGAUUUGAAGGCCAUCUUUGAGAAGCUAGAUCUUCGGACUCAGUCGGUUGCAAAAUCAAUGGGCAGUGACGGCCAAUUCAGUCCACAAAGUGACACCAGCGGACCCAUCAGUGACCGCGGAAGCAACCCCAGCUUCAGUCCCACCAACAUGAAUUUUGCGGAUGCGGUAAAAGGAAGCAUAUCAGGAGCCGUGCAAGAAGGAGGGGGUCUCUGA
Molecule: messenger RNA, 2286 nt
Organism: Fonsecaea nubica
Lineage: Eukaryota; Fungi; Ascomycota; Eurotiomycetes; Chaetothyriales; Herpotrichiellaceae
Exons: 3
Coding region: 1-2286 (761 amino acids)
Biological process (GO): positive regulation of transcription by RNA polymerase II
Cellular component (GO): nucleus
Molecular function (GO): zinc ion binding; transcription cis-regulatory region binding; DNA-binding transcription factor activity, RNA polymerase II-specific
Source: RefSeq, a predicted model, not a curated record